Doryrhamphus excisus (bluestripe pipefish) is the source of this 811-nucleotide messenger RNA. It is a transcript of the gene chac2, whose product is annotated as ChaC, cation transport regulator homolog 2 (E. coli). Gene Ontology annotation, biological process: glutathione catabolic process. Gene Ontology annotation, molecular function: glutathione specific gamma-glutamylcyclotransferase activity. The record is from RefSeq and is a predicted model, not a curated record. Gene Ontology annotation, cellular component: cytoplasm. NCBI's taxonomy places the organism in Eukaryota, Metazoa, Chordata, Actinopteri, Syngnathiformes, Syngnathidae.
UUUAGGUGUGCUUUGACAGUACUUAAAGCGUCUUCAUAAUGGCCACCCUUUAAUAUCCACCGUGGUAUUACUCCGUUUUUGUUUAGUGUCGCCUUGUAUUACUAAUGUAACUAAAAUCAAAAUGGUGGUCUGUUGAAAUUUAUUGUGACGGGCAACGAGGUGAACACCAUGUGGGUCUUCGGUUACGGCUCCCUCAUUUGGAAGGUGGAUUUUUCCUAUGAGGAAAAAGUAAUUGGCUACAUUAAAGGUUUCAGUCGUCGUUUUUGGCAGGGAAGCACCGACCACCGGGGAGUACCGGGAAAACCUGGCCGAGUCGUGACACUUGUGGAAGAUCCUGAGGGCUGCGUUUGGGGCGUGGCCUACAAGCUCCCCACGGGCCGCGAGCAGGAAGUGAAGCGCUAUCUGGACCACCGGGAAAAGGGCGGCUACCGAGUCAUGACCGUGACCUUUCACCCUAGACAAGACAACGGCCGCACCCCGGCCCAGACACUGCUCUACAUUGGUUCGCGGGACAACCCCGACUAUCUGGGGCCCGCCCCCCUGGAAGACAUCGCCAACCAGAUCGUCACCUCCACCGGACCCAGCGGGCAGAACACGGAGUAUCUGUUCCAGCUCGCCGAGGCCGUGAGGAGCGUCCUGCCCGAGGACAAAGACGCGCAUCUGUUUUCGCUGGAGAAGCUGGUGCGUGCGAGACUGGAGGACAGGCGCGCCGUUAAAUAAGAGAAGUAGUCCGCAUUGUGACUAUGUAAUACAAUCUCAGGGCUUUUAAUGUCCCCCAACCACACGUGUAAAUAAACCACCCACAUGCUUC